Molecule: messenger RNA, 2415 nt
Organism: Fusarium sp. VM40
Lineage: Eukaryota; Fungi; Ascomycota; Sordariomycetes; Hypocreales; Nectriaceae
Source: the annotation of a GenBank genome assembly
AUGAACACUAACUCGACCCCACCGUCGGAGAAGGUAGUCCCCAUUCAAAAUCACCUCAAACAAUGGUCGUCUCGAGUUCGCUCUGUACAAAGCCCAGAGGAAGCCUUCCAGGCGAAGUUGGAAGCCGCUAGAGCAGUUUACGACGACAAAGUGCGUUCAUCGAGCUCGCGUUCAGUGGCUCCCGGCGAUCGAGACACCUUCAGGGCAAGACGCCUCGCAGUUUCGCAGUGUAUACAGCAAGUCGAUGAGCUCGAAGCAGAGCACGAGGCGAAGAAAGACGAUGAAGAGUAUGAGUACCAGGAAAAGUUCGCACGACAGUACAUAUCCAUGGUACUAGACCUCUUCAGCAUACUUGGCCCGUCCAUUUCCGAUCGGUCUGUGGUGGAGUGGCGCAAUCGUGUUGCUCAGCCCUCUUCGGCUUCAUUAAAAACACAACUAGAUCCAAUCACGGAACAGGCCGAGACUCGACCCGAAGAAGACGUCCAGCAAAUUCCUAUCGCAGAUCAGCCACUCACGCGACAAACCACAGACCAACCUAUCCCUGACAUGCCCUCCACCGAAAACGGAAGAGACCAACCCAUCGACAGCGUCCCACCAACACAUCAGAGAAAGCGAGCGACAUCUCCAUUACCAACCGUAUCCGAAGCCAGCAAACGCGCCCGACCGAACACCCUCUCCGAACCGUUGACAAACAAGGUCAUCGACUUUGAUCAAGUAUUCCAGAACGGCAACGCCCGGACAAAAUAUGUCAUUCAGAGAUACCAAGGAUAUUGGUACAUUGUUGAAUGCAAAGCACACAAGAAGCAGUUCCUGGCCGGCAAUCCUCUUCAUGGCGCUCGCAGGCAUCUCCAAGGUGUGGCACACCAUGGUCUGUCGGUUGGACACCAGCAAGUCAUUCGUAUGCUUGGUACGAGGGUAUUGGACUGCGACGACGGCCUUGCGGAAAAGAACAACAAGGUAGCUCGAAUGCCCUCCUACGUACGGGCUUCUCGUCCUCAACCCCGCACCUGUACAUUUCCACCCCAACCGAGUGGUACUCAGGACCCGGAAUACGACGCACCCCAGACCCGGAAUACUCAUAAUCGGAUUGCGUCGCACAUCGUGCCCAAACCAGGUGAAGUCUACACGACCUUUUGGAAGAGUGAGAAGCGAUUCUACGCGGUCCUCAUCCUUCCGUGGGGCAGCUUCCGUGAAUUUGGCUGGGAUAUGUCACUCAAGCACACCGGGCUUUUGAACAAAAUACCAGCCUGUUACAGAUACGACCCGGUCAGCGAGACUGCAGAGUGGGCGGAAGCUUACAAGCCUGGUGGUCCGUCAGCCCUGAAGCGGAGAUACCCUGUCAUGUACUUUGAUGAGCCCGAGGUUCCCAAGAGUUGCCGCAGUGGCUGGGUUGCUGUCGCUAACCUGCAACCAUAUGACUCUGAUGACAACAGCAUUCCCUACAAGGACAAAGUUGACGAGUUCUUGAACAAAUAUCGUAAUUACCGCGAGGAUAGUCCUCGGGAUUUGCGACGUCAAACUGAGAUGAAUAUGGCCGCUGCAGCCAGCCGCGAUGAUGCUCCAGAAUCUCGCAUCCACUCCCCCCAGAUGCAGCCUGCGAUACAAUUUACCGACAUGUGCGAGGACAGCGAGUCCAGUGAAAACGAAGAUAUACAGACAUAUCAGUCCUCGAUCGGGCCCAAAGAACACCCAACAAAUACGAACAUGAACAGUACGACUGAUCGCCCCAUGACCCAGGUCCAGGCCUUGCAUCAAAACAACAACACAGUGCAAGGCGAUGAGCAACCUCAGGGCAGCACUGGCCUCCCCAAUGAGUGGCUAACCCACGGCCACCAUAUUCAACAGACAAAUACGGCGGAUUCUGACGUCCAACCUACCAUAGCUGACGCCGAAUCUCCAAUACCUCAAGCAGCCAUGAUAAGUUCCUCUGAGUAUCUCGCUUUUUGGGGAAGGGCACACGAACCAACUGCCGAUCCUCGAGGUAGCAACACGCUUCGAGGGGUUGAUAAACCAGUGCCGGAUGAUAACGCUCAGGGAGGGCCAAGCCAAUCUUUGUCCAAAAGCUCAUCAGCCUCAAACGACGUUGUUACAAAUGCGAUGCUGCGGGCUUAUAGUGAGACAUCGAUGGCCUACGAAUCGCUCGAAGCUCCCCGGUCUGCCUCUGUAGACAAAUCAGCCCAUCAACAAAGGACACUGAACCGUGAAGUCCCGCCCGUGCUGUCACAUUGUCCAAACCAAAGGUCGUCUACAGCUUCGCCAGCCGUCAAAAAUAAUGGCCUCCCGCCCAGCAGGGGCAGCACACAGACAACCCAGAGCAACACCCCUCGCAAUGCCUUGGUUGGGAUUCAACAGCCAUCCGAAGUAGACUAUCGCCUGAACAGAGCCUCAGUUGUCUAUGGUCACAGAACAUUCUAA